CCCAAUCUCAUCAAGAUAUGCACAUACCUUAACCCCAAAGCUAUAAAUCCUGUGUUAUUCAUCGAGAUGCCCCCCAAGAGGCGUGGCGCACUCGCCAACACCUCCGCACCGCCAAAGCGCGGGCGCGCAUCCAAGCUCGCGAAAGAGAACAACAUAACCGCAGAAGAAGAAAACGAAAUAAAAGAAGUCUUCCAACUAUUUGCAGCCGCGAACGAGGCCUUCUCCGAUGAGAAAGAAGGCGUCAUUCCACGGGAAGACGUGCGCAAGGCACUGGUAGCCCUCGGCCUCCCACCCACCGACUCAAGCGAGCUUGCCGAAAUUCUCUCUGCGCUGGAUCCAACCACCUGCGGAUUUAUACCCUAUAGUCCAUUUGUCUCGAUAGCAGCGGCCAAACUGCGCUCCCGCGACGAUGAUGCCAUGGCUGCCGAGGUGGAUGAUGCGUAUCAGUUAUUUACGCAUGGCACGGAUGGACCGAUUACGCUGUCGCAUCUGCGGCGCAUUGCACGCGACUUGAAGGAGGAUAGUGUUGGGGAUGAUUUGCUUAAGGAUAUGAUUCUCGAGGGGAAUGGAGGUGCUGGGUUGAGUGCUGGUGUUACUCUGGAGCAGUUUCAUGAUGUCAUGAAGAGGGCUGGUGUGUUUUGAAUGGGAUAUACAUCUCGGGGCAUGGGGUGUUUUAUUGGUUUCUUGAACAUAGGGCGUGGAAUUUUCGUUUUGCCUUGGCUUUUUCGUUUAGCAAUAGGAGUCGGCGGUUCAUUUUUGUUGACUUGGUGGGAGGGAACUUGAACCAAAAGUAAUUGGCCUCCAAUAGGCUGUACGAAAUAUGUGCUGCAAGAUCAAUUGCCCAUUUGUAAUGUUCCAUGUUGUGAUUGUAGAUACAUGCUUCCCUCCAUCAGCCGGCGCGUAAUAGUCAAAGAAUUAAGCUCGGUACUAGCAAAAGAAAAAAAGGAAAA
Molecule: messenger RNA, 950 nt
Organism: Penicillium canescens
Lineage: Eukaryota; Fungi; Ascomycota; Eurotiomycetes; Eurotiales; Aspergillaceae
Product: EF-hand superfamily Ca2+-modulated protein
Exons: 3
Coding region: 67-642 (191 amino acids)
Source: RefSeq, a predicted model, not a curated record